This is a messenger RNA of Strigops habroptila (Kakapo), 4498 nucleotides long. RefSeq names its product RAB39B, member RAS oncogene family (gene RAB39B). The transcript is spliced from 2 exons. Gene Ontology annotation, molecular function: GTP binding; GTPase activity. Gene Ontology annotation, cellular component: Golgi membrane. The record is from RefSeq and is a predicted model, not a curated record. Bases 663 to 1304 code for a protein of 213 amino acids. Gene Ontology annotation, biological process: Rab protein signal transduction. NCBI's taxonomy places the organism in Eukaryota, Metazoa, Chordata, Aves, Psittaciformes, Psittacidae.
CGCCCCGCCCCCGCCCGGCUCCCGCAGCGGCCGCGUUUUGGGGGUGGCGGCUCCUCCCGGCAGUGCGGUAGAGCGCGGCCGCCAUUGCACCACGGCGCGCCCCGCACUCGGCCGCGCCUCCGUCCCGCCACCCGGUACCGGCUCCAGCACCGGCACCAGCACCGGCGGGGGGCGGGAGCGCUGCACCCGCACGGAACGGCCGCCGCGGCGCUGCGGGGAGAGCGGGCUCCGCGACAGCGCGGGAGCGGGCCCCGGCGCCGGGGCCGCGGUUCUGCACGGCUGAGGCGGCGGCCGGUGCCCGCCGGUGCCCGCCGCGGUCCGUGCGGCGCCUCGCCGCGGCUCGGCGGGAUGCGCCGGCGGUGACGGGGCCAGCGGGGUGCCGGGCACGCGCCUGCGCCGGCCGCCAUGGGGCCCGCCUGAGCGGCGCGGCCGCGGCGCAGAGAGCGGGGCCGGCCCGUCCGAGCCCCGGCGGAGCGGUCCGGGUCCAGGCGCGGGCCGCCGCCGGCCCCCGGUGCGCCGCGGUCCCGGCCUAGCAGCGCGUCCCUGCCGGCCGACCGGCGCGCCCCCUGCGGGCGAGCGCAGCGGCGGCUGCCCCCGGGCCCGCGGGCCGGGCAUGGGCGGUGCGGCGGCGGCGGGCGGGCGCUGAGGCGGGCGGCGGCAGCAUGGAGGCCAUCUGGCUGUACCAGUUCCGCCUGAUCGUCAUCGGCGACUCCACCGUGGGCAAGUCCUGCCUCAUCCGCCGCUUCACCGAGGGGCGCUUCGCCCAGAUCUCCGACCCCACGGUGGGCGUGGAUUUCUUCUCCAGGCUGGUGGAGAUCGAGCCGGGCAAGCGGAUCAAGCUGCAGAUCUGGGACACGGCCGGGCAGGAGCGGUUCCGGUCCAUCACCAGAGCUUACUACAGGAACUCAGUUGGUGGACUCCUCCUCUUUGAUAUCACAAACCGCAGGUCCUUCCAGAACGUCCACGAGUGGCUGGAGGAGACCAAGGUGCACGUCCAGCCAUACCAGAUCGUCUUUGUUUUGGUGGGUCACAAGUGUGACCUUGACACACAGCGGCAAGUCACCAGGCACGAGGCUGAGAAACUGGCUGCUGCAUAUGGUAUGAAGUACAUUGAGACCUCGGCUCGGGAUGCCAUUAACGUGGAGAAGGCCUUCACUGACCUGACUCGAGAUAUAUACGAGCUUGUUAAAAGGGGGGACAUUUCAAUCCAGGAGGGAUGGGAAGGGGUAAAGAGCGGGUUUGUCCCAAAUGUAGUGCACUCUUCAGAAGAAGUGGUGAAAUCAGAUAGGCGAUGCUUGUGCUGAGCUCUUCUAGUGAGGCAAGUGGUGAUGAACUCUACUAACCAAAUGUACUUUACUAAGUGAACUCCGUGUGAGAGAAGGGAGAGCAACACUCCCGUUGUGAACAGCCUCCCAUAGUGUUUUGGACACCAGAACAGACCCCAGAAAGACAUGUUCUGUUCCAAAUAACCUUUCAGAACUGGGGGCUACAAACCUACAGGAGAGUGAGUGAGGGUGCAUGUAGCUGUUGUAAGGAGACAGGAAGCAGAAAUGAGGGGCUGCACAAGACAGGAGAGCGUAUGCAGAGAGCUGGAUGGGCUGGCACGUGCCAGGGUACUGUACAUGUCCUCUUUUAAGUAAAUCCAUAGCUCCACAUUGGGUAUUGAAGCCACAGUAUGGAUACUUUAAUAGCAUGAGAAAUGGGCAGACAGAGAGAAAGAGGACAUCUUCCAUUGUGUCAGCUGUUUAUUACCAGGAGGGUGUAAAGGCAGCACAGAUACUGUUUCCUCAUAAGGCAAACUCCACAGGAGAAGCUUACUGACAUGGUGUGCACACUUCUGAAUUUUCUUUCUUACAUUCUUGAACCUAGUUUGAUAGCAAAGAAUAUUCUGUGGGAUUUAAAGAGGAAAACAGUAGUUCUCUGACUGGUAAUUAACAUUUAAAUUAUUCCCCUCCCCAACAGUGCUUUUCUUGCUGUGCUGAACUGGGACUCUUAAGUAGCAACUACUGCUCCAGUAGGAAUUAUUCAGUGCAUUUUUACACACAUUUACUGCCUAGGUGAGUACCUUGAAUGUACCCAGAGUUCAGGGCUUUCCGGUAGGAUUAGGUGGUCAGGAGCAUAGAGAGAACCUCAUAUGUUGUAGGUACAUAUGUAACCUCAUAUGUAGGGGUGUUGCAGCCAGGUGGGACACACCAACAUUUCUCUCUUGCUAACAGCAGUGUGCUGACUUUUUGGGUGUCUUACCAGCCAGGUCACAAGGAGGAAUGGAAAAGGGGGAGACGGGGGAAACAAACAACAAAAAAACUUGAAAAGCUUAACUCAGGUGCAUCAGACAUCCUAAAAGGUGAGAUUUGUUUUUAAAGCAGUUAAAUAGCAUAGAAGGCAACAGCUUCCAUCACUAUUUUCUGCUGUUAAAGUGUCGUUUUCUUUCUUGGCAUCUGUGGAAGAAAAGAAACUAGCGCUGGGAAGGAGGAGCACACACCAGGAGUGUCUGAGCAGGUGGAAAGGAAAGCCACAAGAUGAGCUCGAGUAGAAUUUGUUUUCCUCCAUGUUUUAAUUUGGCAAAAGAGGAUCCAUCUCAGGUUGGUCGUUACGGGGUGGUAGCCAUGCUACAAAAGCUACAUGUAGGCAGAUGUUUUCCGGGUAUGCCAUUCACCAUUUAGAAGCUUUGCUUCUAAGAAGUUUUAACUUCAGCUUUUGAAGGGCAGCAGGGUAACUGUGCUCUCACAGCAAAGGAGGGAAGUUCAGCCUAUUAAAAGCAAAUAGAACUGUUUUUCCACUUGAGUUUGCAAGCUUUAUACACCAACCUGCUAAUGGGCAGGAGAGAGGGAUUAGGUAAAACCACAGGAAGCAUCUAGUGUUUGAUUUUAGGCCUCUAAAUAGGGAAGAAUAAAAUACUUAUUUACAGCUUUUAAGCUACCCUGUCUAUAAAGGUGUGGGCCGCCUUCAUUGCUGUUGGGUUCAGGCUAUGUCUCCCUUUGAACCUGUUCUCACAGUUUGCAGCACAUGGGCUGGUCUGUACGAAUAAACACCUCUGUGGUUUCCAUAGCAAAGCUGUACAAAAACCCCAAAACUCAACAACCAAACCACUGAACAUGAGUAAUGUUUUUAUUUUCAGUGUUCUAGGAACAGGUUCAGUCCCUGGGCUCUGCAGGGGAGCAGCAGUGUUGUGCCUGCUGGGGGGCACUGGUAGGAGGUCGGAGGAAGGGAGGGGUGGCACUGGAUCAGCACCUUGCAGUAAGCGUCUCACUUCUAACCCCUGGUCGCUCUUGAAUAGGCUACAACCACAUCAGAAACCUUGUGCUAAAGGCAGAUUCAGCUGUGGUCAAAUUGAAUACCCUGAAGAUUAAAAAACAACAACAACAAAAAAAUCCCUUUACAAACUGUCUUUCUAGGUAAGCAAAGCUGGAGCCGAUGGCUGCAGAGCGCGCCACAGGAGCUUGGCUGCCCUGGGCUCCCACGGGCUGACACCAGCGGAGAGCACAAGGUUUGCUGGGAUGGGUCUGUUAGUCCUAUUUGCCCAACAGCAAGGGCAGACAAGGGCAGAAGGGGCAGUUCUUCUUUCUCAGAAUGGAAAGUCCACCAAGAAACCAAUUUGGUGUUUCAGGGUCCAGCCGUUCACCGGUUGUGUCCUGGGACACCUCCCUGAGGGUGCUGCACUAACAGCGGUGAGCAGCUGGAUCAAAUGGUGCUUUAGCAAUAGUAAAACCCUGUAAUUUGCUGUGCACAAACCUGGCCAGUAUGAGAAAGAUCAUUUUUCCUGAGACAACCACUGUUUUAUUUAAUAGGUUUUGGACAUUCCCCUUUACUGCUCCCAGAGAGAAAUUCCAGAAAGCCCACAUCAGUAAGUGCAUUCAGGCCUCCAGAGUAAGUCUUCUAUUUAAAAAUACAAGGAUCAUGAUUCUAAAGAGGAACAGUGCAGAAGAAAAUGUACGUGGUCUUAACUACUUAGAGGUAAUAAAUGGUUAUAUUAAAUGAUAGAGAAAUCAUUAUCUACAUCUUUUUUCUAAUUCCUUGCAUUUUCUAGACAGCUUAUUAAAAUAUAGGAAAUGUAGAUUCAUCUGUACAAAAUUUGGAAUGUUUUUUCUAAGAUGAAGAACUUACUUAUAGGAUAUGCUACGAAUUCUUUUCUAACAACUGGUUUUAAUGCUUUGACUUCUAGUGCAAGAGGGGCUUAGAGAAAUCAGCAGGUGACACCUUUCACAGGACAAAGGUCAGGAGCUCUUUUACUCUAGGACAAAAAGAGUGAAAAAACCUAAGAGAAAGCUACUUUCUGUGGUCUGUACCACACAUUAAAACCAAUCUGCAUGUUAGAUUGCAACUGCUCAGACCCUCUGGAAUAAAAGCGUACGAUACACUUUCCGCUUUCUGUUAUGCACUGUAAUGAAAUGUGAAAAUACUGCUGUAUUUAGCUGUCUGUAUGUGAUUGAAAACAUGCUUGUAUUUAGCAAAAUGGUUACUAUGUGAUAAUGUGAAAUUCAAAACUUGUAAAGAAACU